ACGAAGAACACUGAAUAGUAGGUGGGGGACACAGGCAUAUUUUGAAGUCGAGUGGUAGGAAGAAGUUCAGACUCUACUCAGCAGUUCUGAUCAGUUUUAUCAGUUGAAUUCAGCUCUCAGUACACUCUCUCAGUAGUACAGUAUAGAAGUAAGACUUCAGUAGAGUAUAGUAGUUGACUUCGUUCCGUGAAUACAGAUACUACAACCUCCUGAACAUCUCACUCACAAUAGAAAGUGGUGUCAACCACCUUAUCUAACCUAUAUUAUCGGAUCAUCGGUAUAUUUGUUUUGUUUUUGUUCAGUUACAGCAAGUGAAAGGCGGUACACCGCUCACCGAUAGACAAUCAUCGAGAUAGUGCUGCUGCCUUAUCUCUUUCAAUCCUGACUAUUGCGGUUAUCUUCACAAAAAAAUGUUUCCUCAUAAGAUUGAGCAAGUGGACGAGCAGCUGAACAUGAAGUUGAUGAACUUCUUCAAAGGAGAACGCCGUGGCUUCUGUAAAGUGGGUCCUGAGAAAUGGCUUCUUCCCAUGCGCUAUAUGGACCAAGCCGAGGGUUACUACAAUAUGCAAGUCAGGAAAGAUGAUGUCUGGAUUAUGACGUUCCCUCGUUCAGGAACUACCUGGUGUCAAGAACUGUUGUGGCUCAUCAAUAACAAUUUGGAUUACGAGAAAGCUUCACAGACUCCUCUCGACCGGAGGUUCCCAUUCCUAGAAUUCGGUAUCCUACACAGCCCCGAACUGCACAAGGAGAUAAUGGCCUUGAACAGCGACACCAAAGAGAUAGAAGACCAGCUGGCGUUCAUGCGACAGCCGGGUUACGAGUGGGCCGCCCAAAUGACCAAUCCGCGCCAUUUCAAAACUCACCUGCCCUUCGACCUGCUGCCCCCCUCGCUGCUCGACUCCUCCAAGGUCAUCUAUGUGGCGCGCAACCCCAAGGAUGUCGCCACUUCCUACUACUACCAUAACCGUCUCCUUAAAGUACACGAGUACACCGGUGAUUUCGAGACCUACUGGGAUCUGUUUGAACAGAACUUGUUGGCGUUCUGUCCCUACUGGCCCCAUAUCAAUCAAGCUUGGGCCAAGAGAAAUCAUCCAAAUUUGCUGUUCCUGUUCUACGAGGAUAUGGUUCAGGAUCUACCAAAAAACAUCGAGAAAGUGGCUGAGUUUUUGGGGAAAAAAUUGACCGCAGACCAAAUUUCGAGACUGACCGAUCACCUGCAUAUUGACAACUUCAAGAAGAACGUCGUCUUGCAUCCCAAAGUUGUGAUAAACGGAUUCUACAAGGAAGGAGAGGAAGACUUCAUCAGAAAAGGUAAAGUGGGAGGCAGGAAAGAAUUCAACAGCGAACUAGAGACAAAAGCGAAUCAUUGGGUUGAUGAGCAUCUAGCAUCGACUGAGCUGAAGUUCCCAGUGUGCAAUUCAAACCAUCGUUGACAUUUCUUGUAUUUUUGCAUCUAGUUUUAAGAAUUCAAAUACUCUAUUUUAUCUGAAUCUAUCCUUUUCUUCUCCUUCCUUUCAUUAUAAAUUAUGUUAUUUCACGCAUUGCAAACCAAAUUUACAGCGAAUCAAACAUUCGACAUAUAGAGAUUUACAAGUUAUGGGUGUGCAUUGUCUGUCCUAAACUGCAAUUUAUACUACCAUUGGGGAAGAUUUCAUAGUGAGAAAUGACCAUUAGAUAAUGACAGUUUUAUUGGACACAGCAAUAUACAAUAUAUAUAUUUAAUGUACAAAACGAUUAUUACAUAUAAUACAUAACAAUUACUAAUAGAAAACAAUUUCUAUUACAGAAUAAAAAUAGGAAAAAGUAUUUAUGAAUAGAGAAUAUUGAAAUGAUCCUGAACCUGAAUAAAUAACACUAGAAUAUAAAUAUUAAAUAUAAAUAACCCGAAUCAACUCUUCAGCAUUGAUUUUAUUGUAGAGUUACCUGCGAUGGAUGGCAGUGAGUGUUAUGGUUAAUAUAAUAUCUAUUAUAACAAUGAUACUUAUAGCAUUAAAAAGCAUCUUGGCAAAUGAAAAUAAUUUGAAGAAAAUAUUCGGUUAAGGAUGUAAAAACUAAGACAGUAUUGAUGAGACUAUGAUGAGUAAUACACUGUUAUGUAAUGAGUGAAAAACAAUAUUUUUAUACUAAAA
Nilaparvata lugens (brown planthopper) is the source of this 2129-nucleotide messenger RNA. RefSeq names its product sulfotransferase 1C4. Gene Ontology annotation, biological process: sulfation. The record is from RefSeq and is a predicted model, not a curated record. The coding region runs from base 411 to 1433 and encodes 340 amino acids. The transcript has 7 exons. Gene Ontology annotation, molecular function: sulfotransferase activity. Lineage: Eukaryota; Metazoa; Arthropoda; Insecta; Hemiptera; Delphacidae. Gene Ontology annotation, cellular component: cytoplasm.